CAGUGUGCAUCUGGAAGUUGUCGCCAUCAUAUCUGGCUAAAUGUUGAGCUAGCCUUCAAGUCAGUCGAGGAUAUCAAGUUAUUGAUAUCAGUAACCUCUCUUUGUUUAUGUCUGUCGAGUAUCUGUGAACUGUUGUGAUGUUAUGAACCAGUGAAGGCGUCUGAGGAUCGACGCUGUUGUUGUAGUCUGGUGUAGUUUACUCACAUUAGCUGCGGCUAAUAUUCACACUAGCUGGAGUCUUGAGGAGCAGAGAGGGCGGUGGGCUGAGAAAACUGUCUCGUUAGCAGCGAGCCAGCUCGCUAGUCAGCUGGCCACCAAGUACUAAAACAGACCUUAUUUAGAUUAAAGAGGAGAAAGCAGCGGUUGUUUGCCGGUUGUUGUCCCAUGAUAAGUUGGUAGCGGACCGUUAGCCAGGGAGCUAGCAGCGUCACAGAGUUAGCUGCACAGAAACGGAAGAUUUUUUUAGCAAACAGAGCUAACUACAGAAGAAGCUGGGUUUGGUCUGCGACGGAGAGAGUCUGCUAAACUGGAGCUGGCAUCGUCACAUUUCCCAUCUUUAAAACCUGGCUGCUGGCCUGACAACCAAGAAGAUGUCUGAGGGAGAGAGCAAGCAGGCCUCGGACACUGGCCAGGAGGUGAAGGCAGAGGCCGGGGCAGGAGCACCCACAGGUCAGACAGUGUCCUCCGUGUCCCCCCCUGUGUCCAUGGUGACCCAGCCUCCAGCCACUGCAGCCACAGAGGACGAGGAAGAGGAGAGUGAGGAUGAGUCAGAGAUUUUAGAGGAAAGCCCGUGUGGACGCUGGCAGAAACGCAGAGAAGAGGUGAAUCAGCGCAAUGUCCCCGGGAUCGAUAAUGCUUACUUGGCCAUGGACACAGAGGAAGGAGUUGAGGUGGUCUGGAAUGAGGUCAUGUUCUCAGAAAGGAAGAACUUCAAACUACAGGAGGAAAAAGUCAAAGCAGUUUUUGACAAUUUGAUCCAGCUGGAGCAUUUGAACAUUGUGAAGUUCCACAAGUACUGGGCGGAUGUCAAAGAGAACAGAGCGAGGGUCAUUUUCAUCACUGAGUACAUGUCUUCAGGGAGUCUCAAACAGUUUUUGAAAAAGACAAAGAAAAACCACAAGACCAUGAAUGAAAAGGCCUGGAAGCGUUGGUGCACACAAAUCCUGUCUGCUCUCAGCUACCUGCACUCCUGUGAACCUCCCAUCAUUCACGGCAACCUGACCUGUGAUACAAUCUUCAUCCAGCACAACGGCCUCAUCAAGAUCGGCUCAGUUGCUCCAGACACCAUCAAUAACCAUGUGAAAACCUGUCGGGAAGAGCAGAAGAGCCUUCACUUCUUUGCUCCAGAAUAUGGAGCUGUUGCCAAUGUUACCACAGCCGUGGAUAUCUAUUCCUUUGGAAUGUGCGCCUUAGAGAUGGCUGUGUUGGAAAUCCAGAGUAAUGGAGAUUCGUCUUAUGUGUCCCAAGAAGCCAUAAACAGUGCCAUUCAGUCCCUAGAGGACCCGUUGCAACGGGAGUUUAUCCAGAAGUGUCUGGAGGUGGACCCCAGUAAGCGACCCACAGCCAAGGAGCUGCUGUUUCACCAGGCCUUGUUUGAGGUGCCCUUACUCAAGCUGCUGGCUGCACACUGCAUCGUCAGCCACCAACAUAUGAUUCCAGAAAAUGCUUUAGAAGAGAUGACAAAGAACAUGGACCCUAACUUGGUGAUAGUUGAGGCCAAGGAUGGAGUUCAGAUGAAGCUUUCUCAGUUUCCUGCCCUCGAGCUGGACAAGUUCCUGGAAGAUGUAAGGAAUGGCAUCUAUCCUCUGACUGCGUUUGGGGUACCAUGUCCUCAACAGCCUCAGCAGGAGACAGUGAAGUCGCCCAUAGUGCCCCCCUCAGUGAAAACCCCGACCCCUGAACCUGCAGAGCUCGAGACCAGGAAGGUCCUUCAGAUGCAAUGCAACAUUGAGCCUGUUGAUGAAGGCACCAAGCAUCAUCUGACCUUGCUGUUGAAACUUGAGGAUAAACUGAACAGGCACUUAAGCUGUGAUUUGUUACCAAAUGAGAAUGUGCAGGAGCUGGCUGUGGAGCUUGUCCAGCUAGGAUUCAUCAGCGAGGGCGAUCAGCCACGACUUGCAUCCGUUCUCGAAGAGGCCUUUUCAAAGUUCUACAGCCGGAAUGGUUCUCUCAAUCCGGUGACCGUUUCCUCGUAGCGGAGGACUCAUUCGGCCUUCUCUCAGCCCUCCUCAUCCUCUACAAUGGGACUAGCUUUUUGCUCCACCUUUGAGUUGCAGGAAAGCUUUGCGAGGACAGAGGAGGAAGCCUUGGUCUGGUUGCAGAUUCUGCAGCCUGUCGUCGUAUCUUCUGGUGGGAAAAAGCUGCCACUAAGUGGUCGUCGCUUUCUAUCUUUUUUUUUUUUCCUCCCACCCAAUACAGCCAUCUGCUUCUCUUUUUAAAGAGGAAAUCUUAGUUGCAACUAUAAGGAAAAUACAAAUGUUUUCACUUUUUGGCUUAUUUUCUGUUAAAGAAGCAAGCAACAUAAAACUGGAUGACAGCAGUAUUUUCCUUAAGUCAGUAUUAAAUCUUGUAUUUUAAACAUUUUUACUUAAAACUGUUUAAUAGUUGUCUGUAUUAAAAAAAAAAAAAAAGAUAAAAACAAAUCUUUGUCCCGGCAUACUGAAGUGUAUGUAUUCUGGUGUUGUAAGGUUAAGUCUGGUUGUCUGGUCCUUUUAAAACUUUCUCUCGAGCAUCUUCCUACCUUGUAUCGAAGACUCAUCAAGCUAUAAACGCAACAGAUGCAACGUCACUUUUACUUCAAAAUUCUGUAAUUAUACAACAUAGUCAAUCUGAAGAGCUGCAGCUAAAGUAUAAAAGAAAAUCAAACUAUUUAUUUGUGUAUUUUUCUUCAGUGUGUACUGUAAAUCACUUCCAGCACUAUUAAGGCCGGUGGUUGUUUGAAUGUAUGCUUUUACUUUCUCUCUUUAAAUUGUUAUUUUCUAUGAAAAGAGGGUGUCAUCACUUGACUGUGGUCCAACUACGACUGUAGCUUCUGUUGCAGCACGCAUCAACUGUCUAGGUAAAAAAACCAACAAGUUGUUGAGGUUCAUGUGACGGGUGUUUAUCAACAGGUUUGAUGAGUGCAUGUGCGCUUUUCUGUGUCUAAAUGGAAACCGAUGCAUGCAACACGCAACAAGCUUCUGGAGUAUUUUAACAGCAAUUGGUGAUAGUCAAGUAAUUCAUCAUGCAGAGGAUGUUGUCAGCGUAGGCCUGUCCACAUUUAGAUUUUGCAGCUCUGAAUCAUUUCUCCAUGGCUGACACCAGAGUAAAACUUUGGCCCCCAACAUGUAGAUACUCACUUAUUGGCUCCUUUGUCUAUGUUAACUGUUUGGGGAUCUCUCUGUUAGUUUGCACUGCUGUACACUUUUAUAUCCUGUUGGAAAUGUCCUGUGGCCUCUGGCUUAUUCGCAACAACAACAGGAGGAACUUAGAUGAAUUUGGAAAAUGGUGACAUUAUUAAACAUGUAGUCAGUGGUCCAGUCUCCUCUCUACUGUGACUGCCUUCUGACAGGGUCUGUAGAUACUUCGAGAUACAAGUGUGGAACUGCCUGGCAUGCUUGUAACCAUCUUGUACACUGUAUGCUGGACACUGUGCUCUGUUUCUGCAAUGCAUUUACCCUCUUUUUUCACUUCCUGAAAUAAAAAUUUACACGAUCAGAUCACA
Messenger RNA from Centropristis striata (black sea bass), 3703 nucleotides. RefSeq names its product nuclear receptor binding protein 1 (gene nrbp1). Gene Ontology annotation, molecular function: ATP binding; protein kinase activity. NCBI's taxonomy places the organism in Eukaryota, Metazoa, Chordata, Actinopteri, Perciformes, Serranidae. Gene Ontology annotation, biological process: intracellular signal transduction; protein phosphorylation; endoplasmic reticulum to Golgi vesicle-mediated transport. Gene Ontology annotation, cellular component: cytoplasm; endomembrane system. The record is from RefSeq and is a predicted model, not a curated record. The coding region runs from base 591 to 2195 and encodes 534 amino acids. The transcript has 18 exons.